Nycticebus coucang (slow loris) is the source of this 1225-nucleotide messenger RNA. It is a transcript of the gene RBMX2, whose product is annotated as RNA binding motif protein X-linked 2. The transcript has 6 exons. Bases 73 to 1056 code for a protein of 327 amino acids. Gene Ontology annotation, cellular component: catalytic step 2 spliceosome; U2 snRNP; precatalytic spliceosome. Gene Ontology annotation, biological process: mRNA splicing, via spliceosome. Lineage: Eukaryota; Metazoa; Chordata; Mammalia; Primates; Lorisidae. The record is from RefSeq and is a predicted model, not a curated record. Gene Ontology annotation, molecular function: RNA binding.
GCGGGGCGGCGCAGGCGUCACACAGCCCCAUCCGGAAGCUGAAUCCUCACUGCAGAGCGCGAACUUUGGAAGAUGAACCCUUUAACUAAGGUGAAGCUGAUCAACGAGCUGAAUGAGCGAGAGGUCCAGCUUGGGGUGGCGGAUAAGGUGUCCUGGCACUCUGAAUACAAGGACAGCGCCUGGAUCUUCUUGGGAGGGCUUCCUUAUGAACUAACCGAAGGGGACAUCAUCUGUGUGUUCUCACAAUACGGGGAGAUUGUUAACAUUAAUCUCGUGCGGGACAAGAAGACUGGGAAAUCCAAAGGAUUCUGUUUCCUCUGCUAUGAAGACCAGAGGAGCACAAUUCUGGCCGUUGACAAUUUUAAUGGAAUCAAGAUCAAAGGGCGAACUAUCCGAGUGGAUCAUGUGUCUAACUAUCGGGCUCCUAAGGACUCAGAAGAACUAGAUGAGGAGACCAGAAAGCUGCAGGAGAUUGGUUGUGGGGCUCACACCCCCUCACCGACUUUGUCUGAGGGCUCUGAAGAUGACAAACCCACAAAAAAGCACAAAAAAGAAAAAAAGGAAAAAAAGAAAAGAAAGAAAGAAAAGGGGAAGACUGACCGGGAAAUACAGGCAAAGCAGUCCUCCUCUUCUUCAUCGCCCAGAAGCAAGGCAGCAAAGGAAAAGGAUGACCCAGGCCCUAAGAAGCUCAGCAGCAAGAACACUGAGAGAGUUCAGAAGCCAGAGUCCAGGGAGAGAUGGAAGCACUGCUCAGGCUCCCCCGAGGUCAGGACCACCUGCCAUGGUGCAGCAGAGGACCUGAGGAAGGAGCUGAGGAAGGAGAAACCCAAGCAUGAACACAAGUCCUCAAGCAGGAAGGAGGCAAGAGAAGAAAAGAACAGGGAUAAGGACAGAGGGCGAAGCUCCGAUGGACAUUCUAGCCGGAACAGUGGGCGUUCUGAAGGACAUAGUCACAGAAGCAGAAGUAAGAGCCGAGACAAAUCCCACAGGCAUAAAAGGGCUCGGCACUCCCGGGAGCGGGACUUCUCAAAUCCCAGUGACCGUAGGCAUCACUGAGGUCUUUUCACCUGCUCAGUAGAUUUGGCAAUGAAUUGUGUGUUUCAAAGACAGAUUCAAUUAUGCUAUUACUAUUUUUUGUAUAUAAAACCUCUGAGGAUGAACUAUUUGAAUCCUUUGAAUAUUAGAGUCAUUGAGAGGGCUGUAGUUUCAGCAGCCAUAUAUCCUG